This is a messenger RNA of Dinoponera quadriceps, 3943 nucleotides long. RefSeq names its product solute carrier family 12 member 9. Gene Ontology annotation, cellular component: membrane. NCBI's taxonomy places the organism in Eukaryota, Metazoa, Arthropoda, Insecta, Hymenoptera, Formicidae. Gene Ontology annotation, molecular function: potassium:chloride symporter activity. Bases 270 to 3203 code for a protein of 977 amino acids. The transcript is spliced from 10 exons. The record is from RefSeq and is a predicted model, not a curated record. Gene Ontology annotation, biological process: cell volume homeostasis; potassium ion import across plasma membrane; chloride transmembrane transport.
UAGACUAUGCGAUAAGGGAAAGAGCGUUUCCUGGUAACGCGCGCAGGUUUAUUAACCUCAAACCGAGAGAUGUGUUGUCGUUCGAACGAGUGUGAGUUUAAUAUCGGUGAAUCUCCGAAUCUUAGGGCGCUGCGAGUGACGUGCCUCAGCGUUAGCGGGCGCGUCGAGGGGAACGUGCGUUUGAUUGGUCGAGCGCGCGUGUUAUAACGCGUAUCUCGACGCGGGCAAUGAGAACUGAACGCUAACAUUAGAGUGUUGACGUUCAACGCAUGACAUCAUCUCCCACGACUCUAACUCGAUUAUAUAUACCGUUUUGUAUUUUCCAAUGCGCACGAGGAAGGCCUAGCAAUAUCGAGAUGAUAGCGUCGGAAGUUGGCUCCACUAAUACGGAGCCUGUACAAGUCAGGAUCACAAGCGAAAAAGCCCCGUUGAUUCAUGGCAGAAGUAUGUUUCAACGAUUAAGCAAUAUCUUCAAGACCAGGAGAAUGCAACAUCCGGAAGGAGACGGCUACGUCGAGUUUGGCAAUCUGGGUAUAGAUAGCACUCGUACAUUAGGAACCUUCGCUGGCGUCUUCAGUCCGGUCACAUUGUCUAUGUUCAGUGCCUUAGUUUUUAUACGAAUGGGAUAUAUCGUCGGCAAUGCAGGAUUACUCGUUACUCUGACGCAAUUUAUAAUUGCAUAUGGUAUUUUAUUAUUCACGGUCGCAUCUGUUUGCGCUAUAUCGACCAACGGCGCAGUGGAAGGCGGCGGUGCUUAUUUUAUGAUCAGCCGCACGUUAGGACCUGAAUUUGGCGGUUCCAUCGGCACUCUCUUUUUUAUGGCCAAUAUAGUCUCCAGCGCGCUUUGCAUUUCCGGCUGCGCUGAGGGUUUGGUUGAGAACUUCGGGCCAUCUGGUUACCUGAGCGGCACGAGUGGACUCAUACCAGAUGGCCGGUGGUGGAGAUUUUUAUACUGUUCUCUAUUGAACACCGCCAAUCUUCUGGUUUGUCUAAUCGGAGCCGCAAUGUUCGCGAAAACCAGCGUCGCGAUCUUGGCGGUCGUUUGUAUCUGUCUAAUCAGUGUUUUCAUCAGUUUCUUGGCGCAAGGCGCUAUGGAGAUACCGAUACCGGACGCGAACAUGUUGGUGCAGAAUGCAACGGACCACGUGAAUGGAAGUUACACAGGUCUUCUGUCUUCUACGCUCUACAACAAUCUCUAUACGAAUUACAGCGCCGAUUAUUCAAGCAGCGGGACAUUGACGGAUUUUGCGAGCGUCUUCGGCGUGCUUUUCAGCGGUGUAACUGGAAUAAUGGCGGGUGCGAAUAUGAGCGGUGAACUGAAGAAUCCUGGCCGGAAUAUUCCACGUGGAACGUUGUCAGCGGUAUUGUUCACAUUCAUAUGCUACAUCCUGCUGUCUGUAUUGACGGCUGCCACUACCAGUCGGUUUUUAUUGCAAAAUAACUUCAUAUACAUGAUGCCGAUUAACAUUUGGCCACCGUUCGUCGCUGUCGGCAUUCUCACGGCGACGUUCAGCGCUGGUUUGAGCAAUCUGAUAGGCUCCAGCAGAGUAUUGGAAGCACUGGCCAAGGACAACGUAUUCGGUUCGGGAUUAAAUUUUAUAAUACAAGGUACGUGGCGCGGUAACCCAAUAGCGGCGGUGCUUACCUCGUGGGCUUUAGUUCAGACGAUUUUACUCAUCGGCUCGUUGAACACUAUCGCUCAGAUUAAUUCGGUAUUGUUUCUGUUGAGUUACCUCGCGACCAAUCUCGCGUGUCUCGGACUGGAGCUCGCUAGUGCGCCGAACUUCAGACCUACGUUUAAUUACUUCACCUGGUAUACGGCGACCAUAGGCCUGCUCGGCACGCUGAUAAUGAUGUUCAUAAUCAACAGUAUUUACGCUUCUAGUAGCAUAAUAUUGUGCUUGAUCUUGAUCAUCGUGCUGCAUCUGUUCUCCCCGAGCAAGAACGCGCCGUGGGGCAGUAUAUCCCAGGCGUUGAUAUUUCACCAAGUGAGGAAGUACCUGCUGAUGUUGGAUUCGCGCAAGGACCACGUGAAGUUCUGGCGCCCGCAGAUGCUGCUGAUGGUCGCAUCCCCGCGCUCCGCUUGUCCCCUCAUUGACUUUGUAAACGAUCUGAAGAAAGGAGGCCUCUACGUUAUCGGGCACGUGAAGGUCGGCGACUUUUUCGGCCAGAGUAGCGAUCCUACCAUGGAGGAGUACCCACAUUGGCUCAGUCUGGUCGAUCACAUGAAGGUCAAGGCUUUCGUCGAGCUAACCGUGACGAAAACGGUGCGCGAAGGCCUACAGCAUCUGAUAAGGCUGUCCGGAAUGGGCGCGAUGAAGCCGAAUACCAUCGUCCUCGGUUUCUACGACGAGGAGUCGCCUCGAGACUUCUUCUUGGAUUCUCAGUAUGCGACGUCGGUGUUCGAGAACAGCUCGACGCUUCCGAACAGCACUGUGUUUCCGCUGAGGCAGACCACGAGCGAGAAACACCUGGAUCCGGUGCAGUACGUCGGUAUGUGCUCGGACGUUCUGAGAAUGAAGAAGAACCUCUGCCUAUGCAGGAACUUCCAUCUGAUGAAUAAAGCGCAGUUAACGAAGAAUUCGAACUUGAAGUUCAUCGACGUGUGGCCGGUGAAUUUCUUCCAACCGACCGAUCAGGAUCCGUUCGACACGACGUCGUUGUUCAUGCUCCAGCUCGCCUGCAUCAUCAACAUGGUGCCCGGCUGGAAGAAUCUGCAUCUCAGAGUGUUCCACUGCGAGAGCUCGGACGACAACAGGAAUCUCGGCAUCUCGGAAAACUCGAUGAACGAGUUCCCGAGGGUCUCGAACGAACACAGAAUACGAAAGUCGCUGAACCUGCUGCGAAUCUCCGCGUCGAUCAAGAAAAUCCCGGAAUGGGGGGAGCAGAUCCGAGCAUUGAAGGGCAGGUCCUUGCUGGAGCCGAAAACGGAGAAUCACUUUGACGGGGGUACAGAGUCCAACGAUAACGCCUUGAGCAACGUAUCACGGGCUUAUAUAUUGGGCGUCAAUCAACUGAUUAGGCAAUAUUCUGCUCAGACCGCGACGACAUUUAUUUAUUUGCCCGCGCCACCAAUCUCGACCACUUGGGACCAGGUCGACAUGUAUCGACAGUAUUUGCAGUCGUUGACUGAAUUAACCGCAGAUUUGCCGCCGAUUGUUCUCGUGCACGGUGUUAGCGCCGUCACAUCGACCACUUUAUAACAAAAUGUACGGAUAGACACGAAAAUGUUUGAUACAUUCUUAAUCUGUGAAAAGAGAAGAUAUUAUGUCAAUCGUAAAACUAAGAAAAGUUAUAUCAUUACAUUCUAGUUCCUCGGACAUAAUCUUAGUUAUAAGCGGAAUUUAUUGUAUUAAAUGCACAAAGAUCGAGGAUAGUUUUUAUUUAUUAUAUUUCCUCAUUAGUAACUUGAUUGAUUUUGCAUGGUACUGUACAUAACAUGUAACCAAGCAAUAAGUAUUGUUUUAGAUCUGUAGGAUACGCGCUUUAUCACGUCCAAAAGAAUGUUUAAUAUGUAUAAAUGCUAAAGUUUAUAAUACUGUGAUAACAAAUGUAUUAUAUAAGAGAUUUUCGAAAAGCGAAUAUUUUUAAAGCGACGACUAGGCGGUUCUGUAAAGAUAUUGUACUAAUAUAUACAGAGUAAAGGGCACUCUUAAUUUUAUGACCCGAAAAUUAUGUUCGGUGUGUGCGUUUCGCAGUUUCAUGGAUGAAACGCGAGCUUCUCGAAACUGUGCAAACUAUUUAAAACACAGGUCGUAAAAUUAAAUGUCCGUUCUAUACUUUAUAUAAGACACACUAUUUCUAUAUCACUUUUUUAUACCGCAUUUCAUGUCACUAAUAUUACUCAGUAAUAUAGUACUCAGUAAUCCGACUAAUUAAACAAAGAUCCAUUGAAAUUACUCUGCUUAUUAUUAGUUGAAUUGUACUAUUUGAAAAUAAAAAG